AUGCGAAUAGAUGGUAUGCGAGCGGCCGGGAUAGGACGCUUCAGUCAGUCGAGUUGUUACGUUACGUUCGAUUGUCGACCCCGAGCCGUCGUGUUGCAUUUACUGCUCUUCUUAUUAUUACUACCGGCCGCUAAUUCGCUAACUUACUUUGUUGGAACUUCGGUGAAGCAAAUGGGUCCCGCUGAUGCGACGCAAGACGAGCCGUUUCUCUCAAAAGAUGACAAACACACGAUCGUCAUGUUCUGUCGUUCCGCCCUUUCGAAUGCUCUUAUUCGUGAAAAGAUCAAGGACCCGCUGGAGCUGCGGCGAAUCUGUGGCACCCUGAUCCGAGAGUUCAAGAGGCAACGAGAUUUUGAAGGAGAGACGCCAGUUUCGUUCUGA
This is a messenger RNA of Ostertagia ostertagi, 381 nucleotides long. The record is from the annotation of a GenBank genome assembly. Lineage: Eukaryota; Metazoa; Nematoda; Chromadorea; Rhabditida; Trichostrongylidae.